AUAGUUGCAAGGACUGGUUACAAUUUUGAGUGUACAACUGGUCAGAGAAAGUACGGUGGACCCCCUCCUAAUUACGACAAAUCUCCACCGGGUCCUGGAACAGAGGUAUAUGUUGGUAAAAUUCCUCAAGAUGUCAUGGAGAAUGAGUUGAUUUUGUUGUUCGAGCAAGUGGGUACUAUAUAUGAGCUGAGACUAAUGAUGAACCCACAGAAUAGCUUAAAUAAAGGUUUCUGUUUCAUAACUUAUUGCGAGAAAUCUGAAGCCCAAGCAGCUGCAGAAACUUAUAAUAAUUAUGAAAUUCGACCAAGGAAAUUUAUAAAAGUGAAUGUUUCCAUACCAAACACACGUAUCUAUCUCGGUAAUCUGCCCAAGUUCAAAAAUAAGGAUCAGAUUUUUGAAGAAGUUUCUCAGUAUGUUGAGGGUCUUAAAGAUGUGAUAAUUUACGACAUCCCUGACGACCCCUCAAAGAAGAACAGGGGGUUUGCAUUCCUCGACUUUGACUCACAUAAGCAUGCAUCAGAUGCUAAGAAGAAGUUGAGCUCAGAAAACAUGCUGGUGUUCAACCACACAUGCGUCGUCGACUGGGCUGAUCCACAAGAUGAACCUAAUGAUGAAGUUAUGUCUAAAGUCAAAGUUUUGUACAUAAGGAAUUUAAAAUCAAAUGUUUUGGAGCAAGACUUGAGGACUCUGUUUGAACCAUUUGGCAGUUUGGAGAAAGUGAAGAAAAUUAAAGAUUAUGCAUUUGUACAUUACAAUGAGAGAGAGGCAGCUAUGAAGGCACUGGAGCAUCUCAAUAAUACUGUAUGUUGA
This is a messenger RNA of Helobdella robusta, 810 nucleotides long. RefSeq lists its product as hypothetical. Gene Ontology annotation, molecular function: mRNA binding. Gene Ontology annotation, cellular component: ribonucleoprotein complex; nucleus. The annotation marks the transcript as partial. NCBI's taxonomy places the organism in Eukaryota, Metazoa, Annelida, Clitellata, Rhynchobdellida, Glossiphoniidae. The transcript has 5 exons. The record is from RefSeq and is a predicted model, not a curated record.